Messenger RNA from Argiope bruennichi, 8142 nucleotides. RefSeq names its product centaurin-gamma-1A-like (gene CenG1A). Bases 186 to 2720 code for a protein of 844 amino acids. Gene Ontology annotation, molecular function: GTPase activator activity; GTPase activity; protein binding. The record is from RefSeq and is a predicted model, not a curated record. Gene Ontology annotation, cellular component: nucleus. The transcript has 20 exons. Lineage: Eukaryota; Metazoa; Arthropoda; Arachnida; Araneae; Araneidae.
GUUGAGCAGCCUACAGGCAUCCGAUGAUGUAGCGCAUGCGUAGUUAAAGUUGAAUGGCCAUUACUACUCUGUUAUGAUCGAAAAGUUUGUUAUUAUCAGAGUUCGAGUGUGAUCUGUCAAAUGUUUGUGAGCGAUUUGUUAGAAUGGAUAUAUGCUCUUUUAGCUGACAACAAAAUGAUAUAAACAUGAAUAAUAGGGGACAUGUACAGCAACCCUAUUACAGCAAUUCCCUUGCCAUUCGUCAAGAAAUCCAGAGAUUCGAAAGUGUCCAUCCUAGCAUAUAUGCUAUUUACGAUCAUCUGGAACUUAUGCCUGAUCCUUUACUUGCUCAGCAAAUAAGAGAACACGUUGUCUGCAUAGAAGAUUCCUUUGUAAAUAGUCAAGAAUGGACAUUAAGUCGCUCAGUUCCCGAUCUGCGAUUGGGUAUUGUGGGAAGCCUAUCGAGCGGAAAAUCAGCAUUAGUUCACAGGUAUCUGACGGGUUCAUAUUUGCAAGAUGAAUCCCCCGAAGGUGGUAGAUUUAAAAAGGAAGUCGUCAUAGAUGGGCAGAGUUAUCUUUUACUCAUUCGAGACGAAGGCGGCCCACCAGAAAUUCAGUUCAGUUGUUGGGUAGACGCCGUCAUUUAUGUCUUCAGUCUAGAGAACGAGCCUUCUUUUAACGCUAUCUAUAAUUAUUACACUAAGAUGUCGCAUUACAGAAGUCCUGGUGAAGUGCCCUUAAUUCUGGUGGGCACUCAAGAUGCAAUUAGUGAAAGCAAUCCUCGUGUUAUCGAUGAUUCUCGAGCCAGGAAAUUAGCUAAUGACCUUAAAAGGUGUUCCUAUUAUGAAACCUGUGCUACUUACGGGCUCAAUGUUGAAAGAGUCUUUCAAGAUGCUUGCCAGAAGAUAGUUCAACAGAAAAUGGCUGGCAUAAGCUCAAGACCCAGCACUCCCAGCCAUCCAGUUCGCUGCAAUAGCUAUGUUUCAAGCACUACUAGUGGUGUAAGCAGUACUAAUAAUGGUUAUCAUCCACCUACUAGUGUGGGAAGUAAUACUCUCUCUGCAGUCUCUGCAUCUCCUAGUCAUCUAAGUCAUAUAGCUGCAAGUCAUGUUCCAAAAGAAAAUCGUGUCGAUGGAAAUACUAUAUCAAUGAGAGAAUCUAAAGUUAAAUCAGAACGGAAUCUAGGAAUUGAAGUACUAGUUACUAACUCCAUCGUCGGUCCUAAAGAAUCAAAAGAUCUACCUACACCUUGUUCCACUCCUACUACUUCUCGCAAGACUCGACGGCGCUCUAACCUUUUCCCACCUUUGAAAAAGGGUGAAGAUGAUAAAAAGAGCAAGAAUGGAGAAGUGGGCAGUGGUCGAGUGAUCCCUCUUAGACAGGGAUACCUUUACAAAAGGAGUUGCAAAGCUCUAAAUAAAGAGUGGAAAAAGAAGUAUGUUACACUUACAAGUGAUGGCAGAUUGACUUAUCAUCCAAGUCUUCAUGAUUAUAUGGAUGAUGUUCAUGGAAAAGAGAUUCCUUUGAUGCACACAACUGUUAAAAUACCUGGUCAAAAGCCUAGAGGUUCUCGUACCCCAGGAGCAUCUUCUAGUGCCUCAUCACAUCAGGUUAAUGAGUUGGCCUCAGAAUUAAGUAAUCUAUCCAUUGCUGGAGGUGUCUUAAAUGGGAGUGAAACACAGCUAAUACCUGCUGUACCGAGUACAAAUCCUCUGUUAAGUAGAUUAGAUACACCUAUUGUAAAAAAGCGACAUAGGCGAAUGAAGAGUACCGGACUGAGGAAUAUGGAUGCUAUGGAUGACUCGGAUGAUCAUGAGUUCAUAAUUGUCUCGUUGGACAAUAAACAAUGGCAUUUUGAAGCUUCAAGCUCAGAUGAUCGUGAAGCGUGGAUUACAGCAAUUGAACAACAAAUACUCACUAGUCUGCAAGGCAACGAGAGUUGUAAAACCAAAUCUGGUCGUACAGCAUCUUCUGUUGAUCAAGCCUCAAUCCAAUUAAUUAAGAAUUCUGUUCCUGGAAAUACUCAUUGUGUGGAUUGUGAUGCUCCAAAUCCAGAUUGGGCGAGUCUUAAUAUUGGAGCUCUUAUGUGCAUUGAAUGCUCAGGAAUUCAUAGGAAUUUGGGUUCCCAUAUAUCUCGAGUUAGAUCCCUUGAUUUAGAUGAAUGGCUGCCUGAACAUGUAAGUGUUAUGAUGGCUUUAGGAAAUACUCUAGCUAAUAGUAUAUGGGAAGGUAAUACUAGAGGACGGGCAAAACCAACUCCUAAUUCUAGUAGGGAAGAAAAGGAAAGAUGGAUACGAGCAAAAUAUGAGUUUAAAGAAUUUCUUGCGCCAAUUUCCUCAACCACUCCUAUUGGUCAACAACUAAUUGAUGUUGUGUGCAAAAAUGAUAUAAAAGCAGUAGCUUUAGUUUUGGCUCAUUCAUCAUCUCCAGAACAUGUCAAUACUCCCGUUAGUCCAAGGGAUCAGAGAACCGCUCUUCACCUUGCAGCUGCAUUGGGAAGUUUACCAAUCACUCAGCUACUCAUAUGGAAUCAUGCUAAUGUAAAAACUGUGGAUUCUGAUGGUAGAACUGCUCUUUCAUAUGCAAAAAAUGGCGGAUUUCAAGAAGUCCAUGAUUUGCUUGUCCAUAGUGGUUGCCCAGAUUCAAAUCCUGCACCUACCUCUACCCUUCCUCGUAGACGAGGUAGCUUAUCCAAAAAGUCAACAGAGGUAUUCGAUAAACUGCCUGCCAGCAUUAUAUAGUGAGACAUCAGCAUCUGUGAUUUAUUGCAUCAUCAUUAUCAUUUUAUUCGUUCAUUGUAGGUCUGACCACAUUCUCUAAGCCAAAAUUGUAUAGAUGAAGCUAGCAACUCUUGGAAAAUGUGACAGAAGUAUGGAAAAUGCUCUAUUUGGAAAUGAGCUAAAUUUUUUAUAGAGUGUUUAUGGAAAAAUAGUCUGCAAUAUUUUGUUGUUAAAUUUCCACAAGGGAUAUGAUUAUCCUUAAUACACUGUUCCCUUAAAUUUGAUACACAUGGUCUUUUCGUAUUUGACUUUCUUCCUCUGCUUAUUACAAUUUUCUAAAAAAGUUAUUACUGUAUACUGUCUUUAAAAAUUUAAAGAGUUUAGAAAUAGAUUAAUAUUUAACUCUUAAAAUGGAGGGGAAAACUAUGGAAGUUGUCAACUUCCUGUUGAGAGAGUAAUUCUAUUUGUGACUGAUAAAUCCAUACUCAUAUUCAUAAUAUAGAAAAUCAAAUAUGUGCAUUAUGUUAAUAGGAACUAUGCUUUAAAUAUUGACAAAGCAAAGAUACUCAGUUUGGGAUUUGGCCUCAAUGUUGCAUUUAUGAAGUGUUCCAUUAUAAAACUUUGCACAUCUGAAAUGUGUUAUGUUUUUGUAAGUCAUUCAAACUGAUCAAUUCCAGCAUCAUUAUUUAUCAUCAUCAUUUAUGUAUAUUUUUAGUCAAAACCUUAAUUCUAUUAUGUAUAUAUACAUGAACUUGUACAGAAAAUGUUAUUUAAUGUGUAUUGUGUAUAUUUUAAAACUGUUUUAAAUAUAUGUAUAUAUACAUAUAUUUAUGUAUGAUAUAUAGUUAAUAACUGAGUUAUUACAUAUCUGCCUUGCAGAAAGAAGGGGGGAAUCUUAUGCCUUUAUAUCUCAUUGUAUGGUUUUUUCCAUUCCUGUCUUUUCUAUAUUCGAAAUUUUCCUUGAAUUUUGUGGCAUUCAUGUAAUUGAUAUCUGUUAAUUUAUUUUACACUGCAUACUUGUCUGAAAAAUACAUUUGAAUUUUUUAAAAAAUUGCUAUGAAAGUAAAUUUAGCUGUAGAAAUAUAUAUUCAUAUUUAAUUAAGAAUGGGGGAAUUCUCUCUCAUUUGCUUUUUUUUUCUUUCAUAUAAUAUUUGUAGGAAGAAUUUUUAAAGGAUAUACUUGCUUAAUAUUAAUUAAUAAUUUUAGAAAAAAUAAUUAUAAAGAAAUGUUUUUUAAAAUUUUAACUGUAGAUGUUUUAAUUUUUAUGUAAGAUGGUUAUUUUAAUUUUAAAACCUAAGAAAUCAUUUGACUAUGACACAAACAAUUAAUGAGCAUGAUUGAAAUGUUUCUUUAAUAAAAUUAUUGUUUUAUAUAAUUCUCAAAUGUUUUGCAGCAUUUGAGCAUUAGUAUAAUUGCCAACCUAUUUCAUUAUAUAAUUGUGUCAUAAACUGUCUUCAGAUUCUUGUAAAAUAUUAACGUGUGUUAAUAUAUGCAAUAAAUAGUUUAAGUUUAAAAUUAUUAAUUUUUUUUAAAGUAGAAGUAUCAUAUAAAGUAUAAGUACUCUUUUAUAUUAUUACAUCUGUUCUGUUAGUCUUAUAUUUUAUACUUUAAUAUACAAAUAAGCGUUAUUUAAUUUUAAGAUUUCAUUUUAAAUGAAAUAAAGUAGUUUUCAUUAAAUUAGUGAAUUGAAUUAUUUUAAAUAAUGUUUCAUAUAUUGUCUUUGUUUGGUCCCUUGGAAAUUUUUUAAAUCUAUUGCAUUAAUUUAUUAUUUGUUUAUGCGUAGUAUGGGCUUGUUACUUUUAUAAACAUGAUCAUGUUACUAUUGCCUUUAGUUAGGCAAAUUUUUAAAAAAGCAAUGACUUUUGUAAAAUGAAUUUGAUAACCUGUAUUUAUCACAUAUGUAUGCAGUGUAUAAUAUCUUUUCCUGAAUGCUGUUGCUUGGUCAUUUAAAUAAACAUUAAGUUAUUUUGUAUGAAAUAGCUUUCAUGUUUAUGUUGCAAUAAUAUUAGUGAUAUGGUUUAAUACUCAUGUUUUAAAGACUCAAGAAUACCAAAGUGCACUCGUGUAACACAGUAUUAAUAGCUUUAAAAGGUAUGCACCUCAGCGUGUACCAUCUAAUAAUGUGCUUAGCUUACCCUAUCACUGCUAUUUAUUAAAUAUAUUCAUAUAUCUGGGGAACUUUUCAUUCGUUUUAAAUUCUAUUUAUUACAGAUUUCAAAUUGUGAUUUUUGUUAUUCAGCACUUUAAAAUGUCAUAUAAAUAAAAUAUUUGGUAUCCCAAGUGGAUAUAGUUUUCUUUUUUAAUGAAAAAUAGUAUAUUGGAAGUUAAUAGCAACACACCUUACAGUUUUAGUUGUGCAUGCUGCAUGUGUGAAUUUAAUCUGUCAUCGAAAUUUAUGAGAUGCUUAUUUUCUUAUUAGGCUUCAUUGAUACUCUUUUACUAUUAAUCUGUGCCAAAACAUUAGAAGCUUGCAUUAUUUACAAAAAUUAAAUGAGUGUAUUUGAAUAGUUAGUGAUAUAUUUGCUUAAAUAAUAAAAAGCAUUUUAGAGUUAACUAGUUACAUUAUUCAGUGUAUUUACAUAGCUCCACUCAUUUAAGUUUUUUAAAAAAAAUUGUGAAUUUUCAUUAUUAAGUGAUCAUUAUGAGUUUGACUGGGCACUAUAAUAUAUCAAAUAUUUUAAUAACAAAUUUUUAACCUGACAGAUUUCUAAAAUUAUAUAAUCACUCUGACUCAUUAUAUAAUUUCAAGAAAAUAACUUGAUACUCUUAUAAAUUUUUAAACUAUUUAUUUUUAAAAUUGUUGCAAAUAUAUACUCUAGUUAGAUGAUCUUGUUUUAAUAGUUUUGCCAUUUUCUUAUGAUUUGGUUGAAAAAGUUGUUAUCAAUUUUCAUUUUCCAUUCUAAUGAGUUUUUGCAUAGAAUAGUUCGUUCAUUUUUUACAUUUGUGGUUUUAGUAAAAUCAAGUAAUGCAGUAAUAAUUUGAAUGUCAUGAAUAAAUUUUUCUGCAUUUCCUAAAAAUUAUGAAUGGGUAAGAUCUGUCAAAAUAUGAUUUUCCUGAUUUCGAGAUCAAAUGUUGUAUUUGGUCUGAACUUCUGUGUGAAUCGAUUAAUUUUAGACAGUUACUGGCUGCUUAAUAUACACACAUGCAGAAGUUGUGUUUGCAUUUAAUAUAAAAUUUUUGCAAUUUUCCUUUAAGUUUUAAAAGGUAAUUUUACGUAUUGAAUUCAAUAUAAUACUUUUAUGAUAUUAUUAAUUUUGUUAAGUAUUGCUAAUAGUUGUGUGAAUAUGAAAAUUGAAAAUAAUUAAAAUGUUAAAAAUUUCCAAGGAUCUUCCAUAUCAGUAUCUGUGAUACCACUGCCUGAUGCGAAGUCCUUUUUAUUCUACUAGCAAAUUAAAUAAAUUAUAAAAGCUACAUGCAUAAAUAUUAAUUAAUUCCUGUAUAGUCAUUGAAAUUGGUUGUGUACUUAUAUGGCAGCUUUCCCGAAAACAAAGAUUGUGAAACUUUUUUCUAAUGAAUUUUAAUUAUUUAAUAGUGUAUUUAUAUCAGAAUUUUAUGGGUUGUGUUAAUUCAUAAUUACACAGGUAUUCUAGGUCUGAAUUGUUAAGCACAUCCACGAUUAUUUUAAUUAAUCAGAAAUUUCAGCUGUAAAGUAUUUGUUCAUGAAAAUGUUGCAAUUGGAAUACUUCACUGUUUUAGUAUAAUUGAAUGCCAGGAAUAGCUAUUUAGCUGCAGUAUUGUUUUCUAGUGCUGGCAAAGGAGGAAUGAAUCUUAUGUUUAGCUCUAUACGUUUUAACUCUGCAUAAGUUGAUCUAAAAAUUAUAUUAUAUAAUCUUAUUUAUAUAUUUAGUGAUGGAUUAAAAUAAUUACAUUGAUUAAUUUCCUGGAGUUAUAGUUUCAAAAUUCUUUUUGCACUAUGAAAUAAACAUUUCAUAAUGAAGUAACUUGUGAACUGUAAAAGUUAAAUAAAUUUAUAGUUUUUAUGUGUUUUCGAAUUUUGGAAGUAAUUUUUUUUUUAUUAUUAAAAUAUCCGAAUUUUUCAAACGGUCAAAUUUUACUAUAAAAUUGUUUGUUUAGCUCAUGAGUUUAAUUCUACCGUAUAACGGGUUCAGGUUCUAAAGACAAUCAUGUAAAUAUAUUAUCCUACUAUUAAUUACUCAUUGAAGGGAAAUGUCAAACCAUUUUGAGCUUGGUUAUUUAUUUGCCAUGCUAAAAUUUCCAUAAAUGAUUUAUUGACAUCAAUUGUUUUAGCUAUUUAAAAGUUACACUUACAUAUAUUAUCAUUUGCUUUUUGAAACCCAACUCAAGUGCAAUUAUUUAAUCUAGUUUUAUCUCGAAAAUAUGAAUUUUAGUACUGUUUGUGAAUUUAUGUUUUGAAUUUAGAAAAAUGUCAGGAUAGAAAUUUUUUGAUUGAAAAAUGUAAUUUAGAUAAAAUACUGUCUUUUUAGUAUGCUUAGAAAUUUUCACCGAAACUUCUAUUCUUCACUGUAGUAGUUAAGGCGAUUGAUUUUGCUUUCUAAUUGAAAUUGUGAUAAUGUAGAUUCAGCAUAUAAUAUUAUCCAUAUUACUUUCAGAAAUACUUUUAUACCGAUUUCUAAUAGUGUAGACUUAUCUUUUAGAAAAAAGUUUUUGCCUUUUAGUUUGUUUUUCCUGUUUUCUAAGCAUAUGAGUGCAAAGUGCAGGCAAGUAUUGGGCUAUGAAAGAAAACAUUUAUUGAAAAAAUUAUAAGUACAGUACAGUGUAUUUAUGAUCUAAAACUGAGAUUGGUGCAAAUUAUUUGUAAUUCUUCGUACUGAAAAAGUAUUGUUAAGAAUUUUUAAAUGUGUGAAGAAUAUUUAAAUAUAUUCCUGUUACUGUCAAAUUUGAAUCUUAUUUAAGAAAGUUUUAGAAUUUUUAAUUUAUCUAUUUGUUGCAUGUUCCCCGGAAGAUGUUUCCAUAUUUAUUCAUUAAGACGGAGCCAUUUUCUAUGUGUGACCAUAUUAUUAUUUGAUAUAUUUUGUUUUAUUGAUAUUCUGAACUUAAAAAAGCAGAGUCAGACUGUUUUGUUGAAUAGUUUCAUAAUAUACUUUGAUAAAUUCUGUAAUUUUCUUUUACUUCGGAAAUUUCCUAUGAAGUUGUGAGCAAGCUAAAAUUCGCCUUUCUUAAAUUUAGAUUUCUCUAACCAAAUUUAAAGAUAUAUAGUGUAGCAUAUAUUAUGUUGGCUUUUAUUGUCAAAUUUAUUCUGAAACAUUGUUACUGAUGCAAGAGAUUUAUAUAAGGUAUUUCUGUACAUUGCAUAUGUAUUUUCCUGAAGAAAUUAGAAAGUGUAAUGGCAAAGCGUAAAUUAUUGUAUCCGAAGACUGCUUCAUUCAUGAAUUUACAGUAGGGAAAGAUGCAUUGCCUUCAGAUGGUACUCUGAGAAAAGUAUGUAAUCUAAGAAGAUAUAAUAAAAAAAAUUCUUUCCUUA